Messenger RNA from Parastagonospora nodorum SN15, 1443 nucleotides. RefSeq lists its product as hypothetical. The record is from RefSeq and is a predicted model, not a curated record. Gene Ontology annotation, molecular function: transmembrane transporter activity. The transcript is spliced from 2 exons. Gene Ontology annotation, cellular component: membrane. Bases 1 to 1443 code for a protein of 480 amino acids. NCBI's taxonomy places the organism in Eukaryota, Fungi, Ascomycota, Dothideomycetes, Pleosporales, Phaeosphaeriaceae. Gene Ontology annotation, biological process: transmembrane transport.
AUGUCAGAAAAGAAGGAUGAGGUCUCUCCAGUGCGAGACCUCAGUGUCGAUGAAGGCCACAUUGUCGCUGAAAAGCAGAUGCGCGACAUAGGCGCAGACCUCUACCUCGAAAUCUGCAUAACCUACACGAUCCAAUUCCUCGACAAACUCUCCCUCAACUACGCCAACGCCUACACCCUCACGCCCGACCUCGGGCUCCAAGGCCAGCGCUACUCCUGGGUCGCCGCCAUCUUCAACUUCGGUUACCUCUUCUGGGCGCUGCCCGCAAACUACCUGAUCCAACGCCUGCCCGUCUCCAAAUAUACCGGCUGCAUGAUCCUGAUCUGGUCGCUACUUCUCUGCUGCCACGUCGCCGCCAAAAACUACGCCGGCAUGCUCGCCCUGCGUUUCUUUCUGGGUAUGUUCGAAGCCAGCAUCAGCCCCGCGAUUAUGAACAUCGUGAGUAUGUUUUACACGCGCAGCGAGCAGCCGUUGCGCAUGUGUAUCUUCCUGGCAUUCAACGGCGUCGCGACGAUGAUCGGCGCGUUACUCGGAUACGGGCUGGGCCACGCGCACUCGCCGCAUAUCAAGACGUGGCAGCUCAUUUUCCUCGUCAUCGGGCUUGUUAACUUCGUCUGGGCGUGGGUGUUUCUCUGGGUCAUGCCGGAUUCGCCGUCAACUGCAAAGUUCUUGACGCACAAGCAGCGGAUUGUCGCGAUUGAUCGCAUUGCGGGGAAUAUGAUUGGUGUCAAGACGAAGACGCUCGACCGGUCACAGGCCAUAGAAGCACUGCUGGAUGUCAAAGUCCACUGCCUGAUGCUCAUUGGCCUGGGUUGUGGCGUGAUCAACGGCGGCGUGUCGAAUUUCGCAUCCAGUCUGAUUCGCGGCUUUGGAUUCUCAGGAAUUUACGCGACGUUGUUGCAGCUUCCCACCGGGGCGAUUGAGUUCGUCGUCGUCCCGUUGUGUGGGCUGGCAGCUGGGUAUUUCAAGAAUACGCGCUGCUUGAUACUGGCAUUGAUUUGUCUGCCGCCGCUGGCAGGAUUGCUGGGCAUUCGACUCACGCCGUUGAGUCAGCGGUGGAGUCUGGUUGGGUGUACAUGGUUGCAGUAUAUUGUUGGCGCGCCGGUUAUUUUGUCGUGGAAUUUGCUUACGACGAAUAUUGCUGGGCACACGAAGCGCAGUACGGCGAAUGGGCUGUGGUUCUUGUUUUACGCGGCGGGGAAUAUUGCGGGAGCGAAUUUGUUCUUUGCAAGGGAGGCUCCGAGGUACUUCUCUGCGCUUACUGGACUUAUCGUAUGUUAUUGCGCCAUGGUCGUCAUUGCGGGGUUCCUAGCGGGUUGGAUGUGGAUGGAGAAUAAGAAAAGGGAUAGGUUAUACGGUGUUGCUGAGGACGAACAGGCUGUCGAAGAUGGGUUCAGGAAUCAGACGGACGGGCAGGCGAAGCAUUUCAGAUAUGCUUUGUGA